AUGGCUUCGCAACUAGACAAGCUCAGUAGUCUGACUCUACGAAACAAAUCGCGCCGUCGACCACAAAUCAGUGCGCCGCAACCCAUCACCGGCCCGAUCCCGACAGAAAGGAGGCCCUCGGCCGCUCAGCCAGGCAGUGGUGCUACAUCGGAUCUCGUCAAGCGUCGCUACUCUGCUCGAUUCAAUCAAGUCCCCGACUCGACUCUUGAUGCUCCUCCAGUACCGGGUCUUCCGUCGGAUAUACAAGCAUUCAAGAACCGGGAUGGACCGCCCGCUAUCCCUAGUGGGUUCCAAACUGGGCCAGCUGUCGCGCUAGAGGUUGAUCUCAAAGCUUUGAAAGACCCUUCAUUACCGGUUGAGAAAUAUGUGGCAGGACUCCUUGCCAAUGCCUCCGAAGAGGAGAUCCGAGAUUACCAACAAAGCUUACGCAGGGUCAAGAACCGUACAUCGACAGAUCUACAGCAAAACGUGUACCAAAAUCGGACGCAAUUCAUCAAAAUUAGUGAAGAAGCAGAGAAGCUCAAGGGCGAAAUGCGUACCUUGCGUACACUCAUGUCGGAGCUGACUACAACACUAGGGCAGACCCAUGAUGCAACCGGAUCGAAUCAAUUGCAAGCUGCUGAUGAUCGCGCCUCCAAGCGCAGUAACCGAAGCUCUGUCGCAAACCUGGAAAACAUGUGGAACAUCCAACUUCACACAUUAUGGAAAACAGUCGAAGGAUCGCAAAAGUUUCUUCCGGCAAUUCCGGGUAGGCAUAUUGUCCUAGAAAGCGGACACUGGGUAGAGCUCGACUCAGCGACGUGGAAACCACGUCGCCCGGUACAUAUCGUUUUGCUGAAUGACCACUUACUGGUGGCCGCCAAGAAGCGCAAACGGAUUGACCCCAACAGCCCAAGUCAACACCGUGGCCCAGCGCCGACUAAGUUAGUGGCUGAAGAAUGUUGGCAGCUCCAGGAUAUUGAUAUGAUUGAUUUGGGCGCAAAUCUUGGACCCGGUGCAGCACGCGCCGAAGCCGAGCAUAGGGGUGUAGCUCACGCAAUCAACAUUCGCGUCGGCUCACAGUCAUACACAUACCGUUAUGAUCAACGUAACAAUACGGCCAAAAACGAGCUUCUGGCGACUUUCCGCAAGACAGUCGAAGAUCUGCGCAAAACGCUGCGGUCUGAAAUUGAGACUUCAAGCAGAACAGGCGAUGCGCUACGUACUCUUGGUCAGUUGGAAGGGCACCGUAAAUCCGGAAUAUUCGACAACCCCGAGAGCUUCAAAGACAAACCGGAGGUACGGAUCGAUGUGGAUGGUAAACAGCAGAACUUGCGGUGGGUCGAAGGACAAAUCGACGAGCUUGAUAUUGACAUUGCACUGCAACACUUUGAGGAGGCCGUCUCGAGUGUUGAGCGACUAAGGAAGCUCGCUCGAGGUCUAAAAGGAAAUACGUUCGCUCAGGACGUCAUCAACCAGAAAGUCGACGAGCGAGCGACCAACCUCGCCAGCAUUCUGUCUCGUGCAUUAGUCGACAAGCACUCAUUCUUGGUAGCCACAAAGACUCACGUCGGCUGGUUAGCUCGUCUAGGAUUCGAGGAUCGCGCCCGCGAAGCCUACCUCCGCGCCCGAUCAGAAGUCAUCCACAAACGCGCCCGCCAAUGCAUUUUCGAAGGUGAUCUACCACUGUACAUUUUCCAAAUAUGCUUCGUCUACUUCACGCUUGUAAAAAACACCAUCAGUAUAUAUCAACAAUGCUUCCCACCCAUGAUGACCAGCGCCAGCAUCAAAUGGGCAAAGGAGCAUUUGGAUCAGUUCAACGCCAUUCUUGUCAGACAGCUGAGUAGUGUACAGCGCGGAACAAAGAUUUGGCAGAAAUGCAUGGAUACCCUUGACGAACAGGCGGCGUUGUUGACCGAGGUUGGAGUCGAUUUUAGUGAUUUGAUCAAGAGGGGUCUUUUUGAGAUGGAUAAUAAUAAUGGGCAAGGAGGGGGAGCAGGGCUUGGAGAGCCGGGGGAAGCAGAAGCGCAGUGA
This is a messenger RNA of Talaromyces marneffei, 2013 nucleotides long. RefSeq lists its product as uncharacterized. The transcript has 2 exons. Lineage: Eukaryota; Fungi; Ascomycota; Eurotiomycetes; Eurotiales; Trichocomaceae. Gene Ontology annotation, biological process: intracellular protein localization; exocytosis; Golgi to plasma membrane transport. Bases 1 to 2013 code for a protein of 670 amino acids. Gene Ontology annotation, cellular component: exocyst. The record is from RefSeq and is a predicted model, not a curated record.